Molecule: messenger RNA, 629 nt
Organism: Amoebophrya sp. A120
Lineage: Eukaryota; Dinophyceae; Syndiniales; Amoebophryaceae
Source: the annotation of a GenBank genome assembly
CUGCAAAAGCAUCGCCGCGUUUGAAAUCGCAUCCCAAAUUUGACCAGCAUGAAAAAUGGAAAAUGGAAUUUGUAAUGCUGGAGGUUGGCGCGCAAAGAAAAGAUAGAUCUGUCAUGCAUGACUACCAUUCCUAAGGUAAGAGCGCGAUGUUGUUGCAACGCAUACUCGGGACGGCGAUUUUUACGAAGUCGGGGAUUCAGGGGGCGCUGCGCGGGCCCUGGCCUUUCGCUUCGGCACGGCGCAGGCUUUCCAGAAGCGAUGGUGGGCUACGUCGCCAAGAUUGUGCUCUCGUGCCCAGAAAAAAGCAGGCCGGCUCCGACGCCCGGCCUAGGCUCCGCGCGCGCUAUUCGGGACGGCCCGCGUGGUUGUAAUUUGCGGCGCUACUUCCCCUGGAUCAAGUUAUUUGGAAGUAUAGCGCCCCCCCCCCUGGCCGCCAUGGAAGUAUAGCACCUCCCGGGCGGGCCUUUCGUUUCUGGCCAGUGCCUCGCUAGUCUGCGUCCCCCUUGGGGCCGCCGGACCUCGCCUGGAACGGUGUAGCGAGCUGCGUCCAGAUCCGCUUUUUGUUGUUUCGUGACGCUGUUGCCCCGGCCCGCGGAGCCGUUAACUGCCGCCUGCUUCGUUCCGUCCCG